Messenger RNA from Mastomys coucha (southern multimammate mouse), 5354 nucleotides. It is a transcript of the gene Lratd2, whose product is annotated as LRAT domain containing 2. The record is from RefSeq and is a predicted model, not a curated record. The coding region runs from base 757 to 1689 and encodes 310 amino acids. Lineage: Eukaryota; Metazoa; Chordata; Mammalia; Rodentia; Muridae. The transcript is spliced from 2 exons.
UUCAAAACCCCAACUCAGAAUAAUAGAAAGGUAAGGGGGCACAGGAAGGUGGAGGAAGCCGGCUCGCAUGAGAGGUAUACUAUUUUCCAGCCCGAUUUAAACCCGCUAUAGAGGAGGCGUGGCCCUGGAAGGGCGGAGCAGCCCUGGUGGGCGGGAUGGGGCGGGGGCGGGGCUCCGAGAGACUAAGCUGGAUACAGGAAAGAGCGGAGCUCCGGGAGCCACGUCUGUCUCUUUAAAUGCCACGGGCUGCACUCCCGCCCGGGAGCCCCGAGCCGGAUCUACAAUCCCGUCACCCGCUCCGGCGCUUGUUGCUCGCCUAGCCUGAGCCGGAGCUGCGGCCCCUGGGAAGCCCAGCUAGCUCCUUCUGCUUUUCUCCUCGUGCCCCACCUUCCCGGAAAUCUGCCUGAGGGGUCGUGCAGCAACGAGCGUGAACAGGCACUACCCCCCAAAAUCUUCAAGUCUUGGGGCUCUACACAGCCGCGGGGGGCGGCGGGGGAGAAAUGCGUCCCUCCCCGAAGCCCAGCUUCGCCGUGGUCUGCGCUGGAAGAGGAGGCACUGCGGAGCCCACACCUGCGAACUCGCCCUAGAAGUCUCGGGUGCGGCAGGUUGCCCCUCCCGGUCCCCUAGGGUUUCUACCUCUCGGGGAGAGAGUCGGCGCAGGUGGCUUUAGCCCCUGCCCGGGGACCAGUGCCAAUGACUCUGAUGGUGGUUUCGCUUUCUCCUCUUGAAGUCCUGUGAACGAGCGUCCAUAGCGUAAUGGGCAACCAGGUGGAGAAACUGACCCACCUAAGUUACAAGGAAGUUCCCACGGCCGACCCAACCGGCGUGGAUCGAGACGACGGGCCCCGCAUCGGAGUCUCUUAUAUUUUCUCCAACGACGACGAGGAUGUGGAACCUCAGCCACCGCCCCAGGGGCUUGAUGGCGGAGCUUUGUCCGACUCGGGGGACCGGCCUCCCCUACCCCCACCACAGCCCUACGAUCCGCGGCAGCACGAGGUGGAAUGCUCGGUGUUUUAUCGUGAUGAGUGCAUCUAUCAGAAAAGCUUCGCGCCGGGAUCGGCGGCGCUGAGCACCUACACCCCGGAGAACUUGCUCAACAAGUGCAGUCCGGGUGACCUGGUGGAGUUUGUAUCGCAGGCGCAAUACCCGCACUGGGCUGUCUACGUGGGCAAUUUCCAGGUGGUGCAUUUGCACCGGCUGGAGGUGAGCAACAGCUUCCUGACCGAUGCGAGCCAGGGCCGGCGCGGCCGCGUGGUCAACGAUCUGUAUCGCUACAAGCCCCUGAGCCCCAGCGCUGUAGUGCGCAACGCACUGGCCCACGUGGGCGCCAAGGAGCGCGAGCUUAGCUGGCGCAACUCCGAGAGCUUUGCCGCCUGGUGCCGCUAUGGCAAACGCGAGUUCAAGAUCGGUGGCGAGCUGCGCAUCGGCAAGCAGCCCUACCGUUUGCAGAUCCAGCUCUCGGCUCAGCGCAGCCACACUCUCGAGUUCCAGAGCCUGGAGGACUUGAUCAUGGAGAAGCGGCGCAACGACCAGAUCGGACGCGCGGCGGUGCUGCAGGAGCUCGCCACGCACCUGCACCCGGCUGAGCCGGACGAGGGCGACAGCGACGCGGCUCGGACUACACCGUCUCCCCUGCGUCCCCCAGCAUCGGGCUCCGAGGAGGAGAAUGGAGACUCGGCGGUGCACUGAUACUUGACCGGGGCUCAGAGCUACAAAAGAAAGCUAUUUGCUGCGGCCACGCCCCCUUUCUCCCUUCCCCCCACCCCCUACACUUGGGCCCCAUUUAGUAUUCCUGGGCCUUUUGGAAAAAGCAGAGUUGGUGAAAAGCACUGCCAUCUUUGGACGGGGGAGGAGGAAGGGGACUUAGAGAGCAGGUAGGAUUGGCUGGUGGGUGGCCAUGGGGUGCUUUUUCUUCAGGCCCCCUCAGUCCACCUUCCUUUCUGAGGUGGGGUAAAGAGUGAACUUGCUUGCGGCUUCAACCCUUACAGAUCUGGGACCAAAUUCAACCCUUCGUAUAAAAGCAGGCUUGGGGGAAAUCUCAGAGCACAUUUGCCCUGCAUUCGGCCUCUCUGGAUCCCUCCCUCCCCUCAGCUUGGAGGGUGCAGAGUACAAAGGCCAGAGAGGAUUGGGGAGGAGCCGCUUCGGGUCGGCUAGGAGAACUGCUUAUCUGCUUCCCCCACUGAGCUGUGCUUGGGAUCCUAGAAGCUGGAGUGAUUUAUUUUAUGGGAUUCCCAGGGCACAGGGCUGCGGAAACUACAGGAUCUGGGAGCAGCAGACCGAGACCAAACAGCCCUGUAUUAAGUGCAGCAAAUACUUUUAGCAAACUCAGGCUACAGGCUACAAACGGAUUUCACUACCUCCCCCUCCCUCUCCCCAAGUACCUCCUCUUGGGAAGCUGGCUCUAAGCGGAGUCUUUGGCUCCUGACUCCUUCCCCAGUUACAAGUAAAUCAUUGUCAAGGGCCAGCCAGGGAGAGGAUUCAAUUAAGGUGCCAUUCUGCCUCCUGUGUUUUUGGCCUGCUGUUGUGGACGCUUAGAGCUAUGGUGGUGUUAUCAAGGGAGGCAAUAGCCCUUUGUGUCUCUGAUCUAAUUAAACCUGCUUGGCCGUGUUCAUCUGCAGGUCACAGAUGGGGUUGGCUUGUGCCACCCCAUAAAGUAUCCUCUAGGGAAUCAACCAGUGCUACCCAGGCAGGAAUUAAAUCUCUCCUUGUCCCCUUGCUGAGUGGUGAAAGUAACCCUUUAAAAACCAAGCUGGAUCUAGGGUUCAGUUUGCUUUUUGUUCUUCUCUCCCUGGUCCCCCUUCCUCACCAGACAGUUGCUGUUGGUAGAGUUAGGAUUAUUCUGCCAUCCAUGAUGUAUGAAGUUUAAUUCAAGGCACAAAGUCUUGUUAUAUGUACCCCAUUUCUUUGUGGCUUGGAGAACUUCCUAUUCAGAGUCCUUUCUUAAGAGUGGUGGCAUCAGACACAGAACAGAUUUGAUAACAGCCCCAAACAUUAGGUUGGUGGUGGUGGCAUGUGAACAGGUAGCAAUUGCCACUGAACUUCCAUGCACUUUUGGUACGAGGCUUUAAGACUCCUAUAGCCUGUUACCUGAACUGCCGGCCGACCUUUGACAGCUGAGUGCUUAUGGGCAGACUGUCAACUUCUCAAAAGUUGAGCAGAGUUAAAGGCCGUUGCUGCUUCCACCAGUCUUUAUAACACUGGAACUAGUUCUUAGUCAUUGGAACAAAAUCUUACUUGAGUGUCCUGAAGCCAUGGUCAUUGUUGGGCUUCUUGCUUGGGGAUCUGUAAAUCACACUUUUUUUUUUUAAAGCAUAGCUCUUCAUAGUACCUCAGCAUGAAACCUUUCCCUUAAUCGUAAAGGCACCAAAUGCUCUUCCAGCUUCCACAGUGCUUACAAAGCAAGUCCUUGUUCUUCGAUGAGUUACAUACACGCUAGCCUUGGUUUGGGACAUUGGAGGAGAACCGUUUUCUAGUUGGGAAUAUGGAUCUGGUUUCCAUGUUUAACGAGCUUGUAGGUAUUUGAUUAUAUGAUCUUGUCCAUGGGACAGCAGAGAAAUAUAAACACAGAGGAUAUUAUUGAGGGAAACCUAUGUCUAACAGAUUUGUGUUAGUGAAAGUGGAAAUUGAUGCCCACUGGGUAGACUCCAGGAGGGGAGGAAUCGGAAUGGCUGUCUAGAACACUCUCCCUGCUCUCCCUUGCCCUCUUCCUCAGACCUCAAAAAUCAUCCUGAGUGGAGCAGGUGACUUGCGUUGUAUGUGAAGUGCCCGAGAAGGAAGAAGGCCUAAGAUCCAUCCCACCUGUAGCAUCCUUCCUCUUUGAACGUUGAUCUGUUUCAGAUGAUGGUUUCUGGAAUGUGCUGCCAGCAAUAUUUCUGGGUACCAAUAAUGCCAAAUGUGUAAUCCUUAGGAAGAGCUAACAUACUGAGAGUUUUCUUGGGUGGGGCAGGAAGUCUAAGGCAGUGGUCCUCAACCUGCGGGUCCUGAUCCUUUUGGAUGUCUCAUGUCAGGUAUUUAAGUUAUGAUUCGUAACAGUAGCAAAAUUAGAGUUAUAAAGAAACAACAAAAUAACUCUAUGUUUGAGGGUCACUACAACAUGAGAAACUAACCAUAUUUAAGGGUCACAGGAUUAGGCUGAGAACCACUGCUCUAAAGUAAAGUACAUAAAUUUAGGGCUCUAAGAUAGUGUCAUGUCAUCUCUUGGUUUUUAAGACUGCAGUGUUGUAGGGAAAACAUUUUUUACUUCAACGUCCUGGCAAUGGCUACAUCUGGCACUUUAGGGGAAAAAAAAGUAUAAUAAUAAUUUUUGUUUCUCUUUAGGAAUAAGACAUAGAACUAUUUUGUACUGUGAAUUAUGGACACUCUUUGAAGGAAAGAAAUAUUAAUUCCAGUGUUUUUCUGAAGCUCUGGAAGGGAUAAGCAAGACCCCGUGGAACAUGUACAAAAAGAAACCAGACAAAUUCUAUUUUCUUACCCGAGCAAAUAUUUUAUUGAGACUGCUUAUGUAUGUCAAAAGAGCCUACAACUUCAGCUAUACAACUUUUUGUAUUGAAAGAACUCGUACUUUUGUAGCUUUUAUUCCACAUUUAAUUUAAAAUGACUUUGUAACACUAAAGUGUCUAGCAGAAGACUUUAUUCCAGAUCUUGAAGAAAAUUUUUAGUUUUUAUGAAAAUGGUUCAGUGGUUCAGCUUCCCAAAGCUGCGGUGCUCCUGGCCCUCCUGGCACCAUGGGACAAGGACAACCACAUGACAACAUAUUUUUUUGGAAGCAAAACUUUAAUUUUAUAUGACAUAUACUAUGGAAAGCUAAGAAAAAUCUAAGGACUACUAGUUUUCUUUUUCUUUCUUUUUUUCUUAAAAUGGGAUCCACUGUGUUGAAGACUCUUGCUAUCAUGUGCUUGUCUAGACAUUUUUUUUAAAAAACAAUUAAAAUAGAAUUGAGCGUGAUCAUAGUCAUCCAAUGGAUUUGUUUGGAAAAUUAGAUUUCAUUUGUGAAUUGUUUAAAAAUCAGGAUACUGAUGAAUUUGACUGUUUAUUCCUCUUCUCAUUAUGUUUUUUUCUUGGUUAUGAAUCAGGAUACAUACUCCACAGGCAUUUUCUUUCCCAGCAAAUUGUAGGAACUUUAAUUUGAUUGGUGGUUGUAUGUUAAAUCAGUUUUCUUUUACCACUUCUUGAGAAGGCGGUUCCAGUUCGAAAUUGUAUCAUUUCCUUCAAAAUGAAGGGCCGUACUUAGUUAAAUAAAAGAUCGAUGACAUCUUUUAAGCCAUUUCCUCUUCACUCUGUCUUAUUAAAAUGAAAGCUGUCAAGUCCUUUUAAAAAAUGUUAUGAGGGUUCCAAAUAAACCAUCUAUUAUUAGA